Brassica oleracea var. oleracea is the source of this 1578-nucleotide messenger RNA. Its product is annotated as flavin-containing monooxygenase FMO GS-OX-like 8. Gene Ontology annotation, molecular function: NADP binding; flavin adenine dinucleotide binding; N,N-dimethylaniline monooxygenase activity. NCBI's taxonomy places the organism in Eukaryota, Viridiplantae, Streptophyta, Magnoliopsida, Brassicales, Brassicaceae. The transcript has 7 exons. The record is from RefSeq and is a predicted model, not a curated record. The coding region runs from base 125 to 1501 and encodes 458 amino acids.
AACAUAAAUAAUACGUAAAUUGAUCAUGAAAAACAUAAAUCAACUAUAUAAUAUGAAGGCCCUCGUAGCAUACCGCGAGAAACAAAAGCAACAUAAAUAAAAGAUCAUAUCAUUCACCAACAAAAUGGUGUUAGAGACAACAAAAAGUGAGGAACCAAUCAUGAGCCAGUCAAAGACGGUAUGUGUGAUAGGCGCAGGACCAUCAGGGUUAGUGUCGGCGAGAGAGCUAAAGAAAGAAGGGCAUAAGGUGAUUGUGAUGGAACAAAACGACGACGUAGGAGGGCAAUGGCUAUACCAACCAAACGUGGAAGAAGAAGACCCAUUGGGGAAAACCAAAAUCCUAAAAGUACAUAGCAGCAUUUACUCAUCCUUGAGGUUGAUUUCGCCGAGAGAGAUAAUGGGUUUCUCUGACUUCCCGUUCACGGUUAAGGAAGGAAGAGACACGAGGAGAUUUCCCGGUCAUGAGGAGCUUUGGUUGUAUCUUAAGGAUUUUUGUGAGGUGUUUGGGUUGAGAGAGAUGAUUAGGUUUAAUGUUAGGGUUGAAUUUGUGGGGAUGGUGAAUGAUGAUGAUAUUACGAAGAGAUGGAGAGUGAAGAGUGUAGAGAAGAAGAGUGGUGAGGUUAUUGAAGAGGUGUUUGAUGCUGUUGUUGUUGCCACUGGCCAUUACUCUUACCCUAGAUUGCCUUCUAUUAAAGGAAUGGAUAUGUGGAAGGGAAAGCAAGUUCAUAGCCAUGUCUACAGGGUGCCUGAUCCUUUUCGUGACGAGGUGGUGGUGGUCGUAGGCGGCUUCAUCAGUGGACCUGACAUAUCAAUAGAGCUUGUGAAAGUAGCGAAGGAAGUUCAUUUAAGUGUCAAAUCACUUGACGUUUCUCCUGGCGUGUCUAAAGCCAUUACAAAACAUCAGAGCUUGCAUCUCCAACCACAGAUCGAAUCUCUGGAGGAGGAUGGACGUGUCAUUUUCGUUGAUGGGUCUUGUAUCGUAGCUGACACCAUUUUAUACUGUACUGGGUAUCGGUACAAAUUUCCAUUUCUCGAGAGUCAAGGAAGAGUAGAAGUUGAUGAUAAUAGAGUGGGCCCACUCUUCGAACACACAUUCUCUCCUUCUCUGUCCUUUGUCGGCAUCCCUCAAAAGUUGAUAGGGUUUCCAUUCUUCGAAUCACAAGCGAAAUGGAUAGCAAUGAUUUUGUCAGGCAAGACUUCACUUCCACCCUACGAUGAAAUGAUGCAAUCAGUGGCCGAGUUCUACCGCGCCAAAGAAGCCAAUGGAGUCCCUAAACGUAACACUCAUGACAUCGGAAGAGAUUUCGUCACUUAUUGCGAUAAAUACGCGGAUUACACGGGAUAUCCACAUCUGGAGGAAUGGAGAAAGAAGCUGUGUGUGACGACUAUACUGAGAUCUCUGGAUAAUCUUGAGACCUAUCGUGAUUCUUGGGACGAUGAUCAUGAGCUCCUUCAAGAAGCUCUUCAAGACCCUUAUUUUGCUCAACGAACUACCCCUUAACAGAGAAAAGCUUUUGAUGCAAGUUUCGACUUUUGUCUGAUUGAUUAAUUAUAAUAAACCCAAAAAAGGGACUCUUU